Salmo salar (Atlantic salmon) is the source of this 2247-nucleotide messenger RNA. RefSeq names its product ephrin-B1. Gene Ontology annotation, biological process: ephrin receptor signaling pathway; axon guidance. The record is from RefSeq and is a predicted model, not a curated record. Gene Ontology annotation, cellular component: plasma membrane. NCBI's taxonomy places the organism in Eukaryota, Metazoa, Chordata, Actinopteri, Salmoniformes, Salmonidae. Gene Ontology annotation, molecular function: ephrin receptor binding.
GGCUGUCCCUUUCGCAACCGGGCGUCAGGUUACCGUACAACUGUUUAGCUCGAGGAGAGACUCAAACCCGGGGACGUUGGGCUCCACGCAGUGAACGAGAGAGACAGAGGAAGAGAGCAAGUCCUGACCCUUGGUACACUAGACCUCUUCUAACUGUGCGUACUUCGUCUACUAGCCUACUGCACGAUAAAUAACUCUAGACUCAGGGACAAACAGGACAUAGCUACUGCCCGGUCUACCGCUGCAUGGAGGCAUCCGGCCAGUGCGUGCAGGAAUACAGAUCCAGCUCAAUCGGACCUCUAAAAUGUUCUAGGACGAAUAGAGAAGAGGAGAGGGAGAGCGCAGCGGAUGAAAGGAAAGGAAAUAUUUACUACAUUAACUCACCGCAGUUUCUCCGCUCCAGGGAAGAGAGGAGAAUGGAGGAAUGAGGUGAAGAGACGGUUAAAGUGUGUUAUGUCGGGUUGCUGCUGAUGGAGCUCUAAAUGAUGGUGUUGUCAUCUGUUCUAUGCAAUACAGCGACGGGUAGAGAGAGAGAGCUUUGCUGGGUGAUAAUAUUCAUCUGACAAAGACAUCUGCCGUUAGGCUUCCCUUCUGACCGCAAUAAUAGCCCAGGCUGCAAAGAGACCUCGGCAUAGGCUACCUGAUCUAACGAGGAACCGAGUCGGUGUGACAUUAGGGACAAAGACGAAAAGAAGGAACUUCCCCGGAUUCUCAGCUACAGGUCAACAACGGAUCACAUCGGCUUUCAUCCCUCCCUGGACCUCUCAAAACCGGAAUUAAGAACCAACGGCUGUUGACACGCGCGCUUUGCGGACGGUUCAACCAAAGACAGGUCUAAACGAGGAUCGGAAGACAUACUGGACAGAGGGACAUGUAUCUAACACCGACCUCACAUGCACCCGACUAACAAACACACGAGCCACAGAAGAAAGCGAUAGAUAGCGGCUGCUCCCCUGCCACGCGCACGGCCGGUCGGACUCUCUCCUCGGCUCGCGCUAUCUCCCGGUUGUGAGAAUGACAGGGGUCGCGUGCUUGAAGUGUUACCUCUGGAUCUUUAUCUUCGUAUUUAGGUCGACGUUACCUUCUGACGCCAAAUUACUGGAAACUAUAAUGUGGAGCACUCAGAAUGCCAAGUUCCUGUCAGGUAGAGGGCUGGUGAUCUAUCCAGAUAUCGGGGACAAGCUGGACAUUAUCUGCCCCAAGGCUGAGCCAGGACGGGACUAUGAGUUCUAUAAGCUGUACCUGGUCAGGAGGGAGCAGGCAGAGCGGUGCAGCACGGUCAUGGACCCCAACGUACUGGUCAGCUGUAACAAGCCAGAGAAGGACAUCAAGUUCACCAUCAAGUUCCAGGAGUUUAGUCCCAACUAUAUGGGCCUGGAGUUUAAGAAGAGUAUGAAUUACUACAUCACAUCCACGUCCAAUGGUUCAGUCGAAGGCCUGGAGAACAGAGAGGGAGGAGUCUGUAAGACCAGGGCCAUGAAAGUUGUCAUGAAGGUCGGACAAGACCCCAACACUGUUCUACCAGACUCUGUAUUACCAGAGGACCCAGAGAGAGAGAAGGACAACGGUCUGGGAGGAGACUUCAGUCCUAGCCCUGAGGACAAGCUGCUGCCUGGAGCAGGAGAGCCAGGCAACACUGACUCUAUAAACCAGGACAACAGGUCAGGAGGCUCCAGCAGCAGUGAUGGCAUCCUUGGGUCAAAGGUCGCUGUGUUCUCAGCCAUCGGAGCCGGCUGUAUCAUCUUUCUCCUCCUCAUCCUCUUCCUCGUCAUCCUGCUCAUCAAGAUGAGGAAGAGAUCCCGGAAGCCCUCUCACGCCCAGCCCCACCCCUCCGCCCUGUCACUCAGCACGCUGUCCAAUCAGAACAAGCUGCCUGGCAGCGGGGGCACAGCCGGGACGGAACCCAGUGACAUCAUCAUCCCGCUGCGGACAGAGAAUAACUACUGCCCUCACUAUGAGAAAGUGAGCGGUGACUACGGACACCCUGUUUAUAUCGUACAGGAGAUGCCUCCGCAGAGCCCAGCAAACAUUUAUUACAAAGUCUGAGAGAGGAGGAAAGGAGAGAACAUUUAUUACAGGGUCUGAGAGAGGAGGAGAGGAGAGAACAUUUAUUACAAGGUCUGAGAGAGGAGGAGAGGAGAGAACAUUUAUUACAAGAUCUGAGAGAGGAGGAGAGGAGAGAACAUUUAUUACAAGGUCUGAGAGAGGAGGAGAGGAGAGAACAUUUAUUACAAGAUCUGAGAGAGG